Messenger RNA from Cucurbita maxima (winter squash), 1359 nucleotides. RefSeq names its product CBS domain-containing protein CBSX1, chloroplastic-like. The record is from RefSeq and is a predicted model, not a curated record. The transcript is spliced from 8 exons. Bases 273 to 992 code for a protein of 239 amino acids. NCBI's taxonomy places the organism in Eukaryota, Viridiplantae, Streptophyta, Magnoliopsida, Cucurbitales, Cucurbitaceae.
UCGUUAAAUAUCUCCGCCGCCCCAGACGGGGAUUUUCCUCUCCCGCUAUCCCGUUUCUUCUCGGGAAAGUGUUGCUUGCUCAUACGGAAGUCGGAACGGAAGCUAAUUACAACCUAACUCUCCGAUUCCGCUUUGAUUGUGAACUUUUCCGGUUGUAAUUCUCUUCCGUUCGGUAGAUCAGCUAUUGAUUCUUCCAACUAUUCUCUUCCCAGGUUACUGUGUUCGUUUUUUCCAUUGGCGAAAACGCAGUUACUCGACGAACAGUAAGCAAAAUGAGCUCCAUCUCUCUGUCUUGUGCGCUUGCUCUUGCGCCGGCUUAUCCUCACCACCUUCCUAACUCUCAGCGCCAGCAAUUGUGUCGCCGGCCUCUGCCUUCGUCUAAUUCUCUCACUAGGUUGCAGAGGUUUGAGAUCUCCGACCGAAACUCCGCCGGACCUCCCUUGCCUCUGGUUCUCGCUUCCGCUGGAGCUGGCGUCCUCAACUCCUUUCCGAUACGAGGAACAUAUACGGUUGGUGAUUUUAUGACUAGAAAGGAGGAUCUGUUUGUUGUUAAACCUACAACAACAGUUGAUGAAGCAUUAGAAACCCUUGUGGAAAAGAGAAUAACUGGUUUUCCUGUUGUGGAUGAAGAUUGGAAUUUGGUUGGGGUUGUCUCAGAUUAUGACUUGUUGGCACUUGAUUCGAUUUCAGGUGGCACUCAAAGUGAUACUAAUCUGUUUCCUGAUGUGGACAGUUCGUGGAAAACAUUCAAUGAGAUACAGAAACUUCUCAGUAAAACAAAUGGUAAAGUUAUCGGCGACCUGAUGACACCUGCUCCACUAGUCGUUCGUGAAACUUCAAAUUUAGAAGAUGCUGCCAGGUUGUUGCUCGAAACAAAAUAUCGUCGAUUGCCAGUAGUAAAUGCAGAUGGCAAGCUGGUGGGUAUCAUUACUAGGGGAAAUGUUGUUAGAGCAGCAUUGCAGAUAAAACGUGCUGCGGAAGGGUCGACAUAAUUCUAGAAACAUUGGCUGGUGGUGCUCCGAGGUAAACAUGUAUCACAAAAGCUUAGCAUUGUUUGUAGAUCAUGAAUAUAGUAUCCUAUAGUUUACACAUGGUUGGGUUGUUCCUGAAGUUGUGGAUUCCGUCCUCAAGCAAACUAUAGCUUUAAAAAUGGAAGUUCAUUGAUGCUCUAAGAUUCUUCUUCCCAAUCUCCCAACUACGAAAUGUUGGUCCAUGUCAAUACUUGAGUAUCCCCAGCAUUUCAGGUCGACCCGCUAUUAGAUUUCAUUAUGAAGUUGGGUCAUUUUUGUUGGAACCUCAUUCUUUAGAUUUCCCUGAACGUUUUGAAUAUGAUCUGCGAGUAUUUUUCUACUGCUUUAA